AUGGCAUCAUUAGAGACUGUACCGAGCACUGAGGGAGAAGACGGGUCGAGAGUCAGUACAGGCAGUGCAGAGGAGGUGAAUAUUUCAGUGAAAGAUACAAGACAGGAGGCACCAGAAGAGAAGGAGACGUACGAAAAGAGGCUUACAUUUGGCGAGAAGCUGAAGAUGAAGUUGAAGAGAUUCUUUCCAAAAAUAUUCCAUCGCAAGGUCAGAUUUCCGCCCGCUCAGAAGUGCUCCCAUAUCAUCGACUCCGGUGACGCCACUCCUAUUCGUGCCCAUGGCCAACUGCUCUCGCUUGUUGAAUACGAGAAUAUUUGUGAGUUUAUGAACGAAGGACUACGAGAUGAGACAGCCACCCUCGAAUCUGUGUCGACUACUGUCAGUCAAGCAUGCUGGGUGGCCCAGGGUAAUGGGGUAGGGUGUACGGGGGUGAUCCUGGGGGUAGGGGAUGGGGUAGGGGUGCUGGUGAAUGGGUAG
Stereum hirsutum FP-91666 SS1 is the source of this 477-nucleotide messenger RNA. RefSeq lists its product as uncharacterized. The coding region runs from base 1 to 477 and encodes 158 amino acids. The record is from RefSeq and is a predicted model, not a curated record. NCBI's taxonomy places the organism in Eukaryota, Fungi, Basidiomycota, Agaricomycetes, Russulales, Stereaceae. The transcript has 2 exons.